AUGGCCCUCAAGAAAUUAAAAGACUCCAAGCUUAAUGAUACCUCCGAAUUAACAAAAUAGAGGAUGGACUUUAAAUCUUUGCUCUCUAAAAUCGAAUAAAUGUUGAAUGAACAGCAAAAUUAAUCAUGCUUAAACCUCAUCAACGAAAAUACUAAUCUGGCUGAAUCCUCCUACACAGACUUGGAAAAAUUAGUAAACAUUGUAGAAGGAACAACUCUGUCUUAUUGGAAUGCUUAGAAGAAUUCUUAUAUGAUUGAAUUAGAGAAGACCAAGAGUUGGUGGGACUAACAUAUAAAAACUUUUAUUGAAAAGUCUAACCAAAGAAUUCAAUAGAUUCUAUCAUUAAUUAAGUAAAUAUUUUAAUCAUAAUUUAAGGAAAGAAAUAGAAGUUUAUCAAAUGAAAGAUAAUCUUUAUGACCUCUUUACUUACAUCCAGGAUAUUGAUGAAACUAUCUAUAAGAAGAUUCUUGAAAUACUUAGAAAAGAGAAAGUUUCAGACAUCUUAGGAUUCCUUUCCAAGACAAAUAAUCAAAUCUUUGUUGAAUCUAUAAUCAAUGAGCAAGUUAAUAUGGAGGAUAUGACUAAGUAGGUAUAGAAAAUAACAAAUGUAUUGAGAAAUAUUUAGGAUCAUAAAUUUAGUAAGGAUGAUUAUUCUUCAGAGACUUAUGAGAAGGCAAGAUAAGAUCUAAUAAAGAGAAUGAAGGAUAACAAAGGGAUCACAGAUUUCAUCAAAUUUUUAGUAAUCCUUACAAGCAUAGAUGUAAAAUAGAUUUAAAGUGGAUCAAAUGGACUAAGUUUAUUAGUGGCCAUGAAGGUAGAUCUUAGGAAAGUUUCUUUUGAGAAUAUCAGGAUAAAAAACACUUCAUUAAUUGGAGGUAACUUUGUACGAUGCAAUAUGAAUGGAUCUUAAUUUGAAAAUGUAGACAUAAGUGGUGUCAAUUUUAAUGGAGAAUAGAUGUUCAAUUGUAAAUGGAAGAACAUUAAAGUCCAUGAAUUAAAUUAAUUAGAUGGUCAUAGUAAUGAUGUCAACUCAGUCUGUUUCUCUCCUGAUGGAAAUACAUUAGCUUCUGGUAGUAGAGAUGACUCUAUCCGUCUAUGGGAUAUCAAAAACAAGUAUUGUUCAGAUUAUAGAUUUAAAGAAAUUUAGGUUAAAAAUACAAAAUUUCCUUUUUUUAACACCCCUUUUGCAGUAAAAGAAUAUUAUUUAAAAUUUAAGUACAUCUUAUAUUAUGGUUUACCCAGACUUCAAUUUUUCAAGUUUUAAAAAAACCGUUUCCUUUUAGGAGAAUUAUUGGAGUAGCACUUGAUUAAUUUAAAAACUAACCUAUAUUAACCCUUAAUUUAACUCUAUUUUAAUAUACUUCAUGUGUCCAAUAUUUGUUGA
Paramecium pentaurelia is the source of this 1384-nucleotide messenger RNA. Lineage: Eukaryota; Ciliophora; Oligohymenophorea; Peniculida; Parameciidae. The record is from the annotation of a GenBank genome assembly.